AAAAGCAGGGAGGCUCUAAGACGCCAGCAGCGGACAGACCCCCGGGAUAUGAGAGGAGCUGGUUGCGCGGCAAAACACGGCAGCCCGCUGGCCUUGACCUAACCCUGUCACCCUCAGAGGAACCCGAGCGGGGCGCACGGUGCCUCCGUGUAAAAUAGAAACAGCCACGGCAGUAACAGCGGGGUAGCGGGCGGUGCACGAAGGGUACAGCCUGCACGGCGAGGGGCGGGGAAGGGAAGUAGUAAGCCAGCAGCGAUCGCCCCGACGGUGCUGCCUCUUUCCUCCCUCUCAGUACCGCUUUGGUGGCGGAGGUAAACGGGGCGUUUGUCCCGGGAAGGCACGGCGGGGCUGGAAGAGCCGCCGGGAGGGAAGGCGCCGCUUCGCCCCGCGCUGCCGGAGUUCGCCCAACUGCUGGCGAUGGCGGGCGGCCCCGCCUGAGAGCACCUGCCGGCAGCCACCGGCUCCCCUCAGCUCUCGACGCCGCCAUGGAGAGCCCCGCGGGCGGCAGCGCUGCCGCGGAGCCGUCGCACCCGUGCGCGGAGCUGGAGCUACCGGCCGCCGGCCCGCCCGAGGUGACAGGAGGAGGGGAGACGGCGGAGGUUAGCCCGGCAACCGCGAGGUCGCGCUGCCUUCGGGCCGUGUACGUGCUGAACGACCCUCCCAAGGUGGGCGCCGGUGCGCGGAGCCCCGAGGGCGGUGCGCGGCAGUGCCUGCUGCGGGCCUGCGAGGCCGAGGGGGCUCAGCUCGGCACGGUCAACUUCGGGGAGCUGGACUUCGGGGAGACUGCGGUGCUGGACGCCUUCUACGACGCGGAUGUUGCAGUUGUGGACAUGAGUGAUAUUUCCAAGCAACCAUCACUGUUCUACCACCUUGGUGUGCGUGAAAGCUUUGACAUGGCUAAUAAUGUUAUACUCUACCAUGACACUGAUGCUGACACUGCUCAGUCUCUCAAAGAUAUGGUAUCUCAGAAAAACACAGUUGCCAACCACAAAGCUUUUCUUCGGGUUCAAGUACCUCCUGAAUACCACAGUGGUUAUCUGAUAGACAAAGCUUCCAGUGGUAAUUAUUACUUUAUUCCAUACAUCGUCACACCUUCUGCUGACUACUUUUGCUGUGAAAGUGAUGCCCAGCGAAGAGCUUCUGAGUAUAUGCAGCCCAGCUGGGACAAUAUCCUGGGGCCACUAUGUGUCCCCCUGGUGGACAAGUUUAUCAGCCUUCUCAAGGAUGUCCAUGUUACAUCGUGUGCCUAUUAUAAAGAAACGCUGCUGAAUGAUAUUAGAAAAGCUAGAGAGAAGUAUCAAGGAGAUGAACUGGCUAAGGAGCUGGCUAGGAUUAAGCUUCGUAUGGAUAACACUGAAGUGCUGACUUCUGACAUUGUCAUAAACCUGCUUCUUUCUUACAGAGAUAUUCAGGACUAUGAUGCUAUGGUGAAGCUGGUAGAAACACUAGAAAUGCUUCCUACCUGUGAUCUGGCUGAUCAACACAACAUCAAAUUUCAUUAUGCUUUUGCAUUGAAUAGAAGAAAUAAUGCAGGUGACAGAGAGAAGGCACUACAAGUUAUGCUUCAAGUCCUGCAGACGUGUGAUCACCCUGCUCCCGAUAUGUUUUGCUUAUGUGGGAGGAUCUACAAGGAUAUGUUUCUUGAUUCUGAAUGUAAAGAUACCAGUAGUCGAGACCAUGCCAUUGACUGGUAUCGCAAAGGAUUUGAACUCCAGUCAACUCUGUAUUCUGGAAUUAACCUUGCAAUUUUGCUACUUGUUGCAGGACAACGGUUUGAAAGUUCAAUGGAACUGAGAAAAAUAGGUGUACGGUUAAACAGCUUAUUGGGAAGAAAAGGAAGCCUAGAAAAAAUGAAUAAUUACUGGGAUGUUGGACAGUUCUUCAGUGUGAGCAUGCUGGCUAAUGACGUUGGUAAAGCAGUACAAGCAGCAGAGAAACUUUUUAAGCUGAAACCUCCCAUGUGGUACUUGAAAUCAUUAGUUCAGAAUCUGAUGUUAAUUCAGCGUUUCAAGAAACUCGCCAUAGAACAUCCUCCUAGACAAGAGAGAUUGACUUUCUGGCUAGAUAUAAUUUUUGAGGCAACGAAAGAAACAACUAAUGGCCUGAGAUUUCCAGUUUUGGUGAUAGAACCAACUAAAGUCUACCAGCCUGCAUAUGUUUCAAUCAACAAUGAAGCAGAUGAGAGAUCUCUCUCUUUGUGGCAUGUCUCUCCUACUGAAAUGAAACAGAUUCACGAAUGGAAUUUUACAGCCUCCUCCAUCAGGGGAAUAAGCAUUUCCAAGUUUGAUGAACGAUGUUGUUUUCUUUAUGUCCAUGACAACUCUGAUGACUUUCAAAUCUACUUUUCUACAGAACACCAAUGUAGUAGAUUCUGUGGGUUGGUAAAAGAAAUUUUGUCUGAUGCCAUUGGCAAUACUUUGGAACUAGAGGGAGAAAUAGAUGGAGACACGUUGGAGUAUGAAUAUGAUUAUGAUGAGAAUGGUGACAGGAUAGUUCUAGGGAAAGGUACUUAUGGAAUAGUUUAUGCUGGAAGAGACCUUAGCAACCAGGUCCGAAUAGCCAUCAAAGAAAUACCCGAGAGAGACAGCAGAUAUUCUCAACCUCUUCAUGAAGAGAUAGCACUACAUAAAUAUUUAAAACAUCGGAACAUUGUUCAGUAUCUUGGAUCUGUUUCUGAAGAUGGAUACAUUAAGAUUUUUAUGGAGCAGGUGCCAGGAGGCAGUCUCUCAGCUCUCCUAAGAUCUAAGUGGGGCCCAAUGAAAGAACCUACAAUUAAAUUUUACACCAAGCAGAUUCUGGAAGGCCUUAAGUACCUGCAUGAGAACCAGAUUGUACACAGAGAUAUAAAGGGGGAUAAUGUUUUGGUGAACACCUAUAGUGGUGUGGUGAAGAUAUCUGAUUUUGGUACUUCCAAACGGCUGGCAGGAAUCAGUCCAUGCACCGAAACUUUUACAGGAACCUUGCAGUACAUGGCUCCAGAAAUCAUCGAUAAAGGGCCACGAGGAUAUGGUGCACCAGCAGAUAUCUGGUCACUAGGUUGCACCAUUAUUGAAAUGGCAACAGGCAAACCUCCAUUUCAUGAACUAGGGGAGCCUCAAGCAGCAAUGUUUAAAGUUGGGAUGUUUAAGAUUCAUCCUGAAAUUCCAGAAUCGGUGUCUGCUGAAACAAGGGCCUUUAUUUUGCUCUGUUUUGAACCUGAUCCUAGUAAACGUGUUACAGCAUCUGACUUGCUCAGAGAUUCCUUCCUGAAACAAGUAAACAAGGGCAAGAAAAGCAGAAUUGCAUUCAAGCCUUCAGAUUGUAAUCGUAAUACAUACCUCCCCCUGCCAAUCCAUGGAGAACAGGCUGGCAGUAGCAGCAGUGAGCAUGGCUCUGUUUCGCCAGACUCUGAUGCACAGCAUGACAUGUUUUUCGAAAGGCCAAAGAGAUCUAUUUCAGAGAUUCAGACAAGGCAUCCCAUUUCCCAUUUACUAAGUGCACCUGAUGAGGGCUCAGCCUCAGAGGACAGGAGCACCUCUCCUUCCAUUGAGGACAAGGAUUCUGGUCUGUUUCUGCUGAGGAAGGACAGUGAACGCCGAGCAAUCCUGUAUAAAAUCCUUAAGGAAGAACAGAAUAAAGUUGCUUCCAAUUUGCAGGACUGUAUUGCACAGAGCUCUGAAGAACUGCAACUUUCAGUGGCCCACAUCAAGCAAAUUAUUGGGAUUUUAAGAGACUUCAUACGCUCUCCUGAGCAGAGAGUGAUGGCUUCUACCAUAUCCAAGCUGAAAAUGGAUUUGGACUUUGAUAGCACUUCCAUCAAUCAGAUUCAUCUGGUGCUGUUUGGAUUUCAGGAUGCUGUGAACAAAGUAUUAAGAAAUCACUUAAUAAGGCCCCACUGGAUGUUUGCAAUGGAUAACAUAAUUCGCCGUGCAGUCCAAGCAGCAGUCACUAUACUUAUUCCAGAGCUUCGAGCUCACUUUGAGCCAGUGUCAGAAACUGAAGGUGGGGAAAAAGACGGAGAUGAAGCAGAGGACAGUUUCCAGCCCACUGAACAAAACAGGGCUGAGGAUCCCACCACCACAUCAGGAGUCAGCACCCUCAGUUCUGUGGUGUCCCAUGAGGCUCAGCAGCAGCUUAGCCUGGAGCUGGGCAGACUUAAACAAGAGACUUUAAGCCUUUUGGAAAACCUUGUUCAGAAGGAGAAAGAGUAUCAGACCCUCUUACGACAAUCUCUGGAGCAAAAAACUCAGGAAUUACACUUGCUUCGAUUAAAACUUAAACCUGAAGGUUAUGAGGAGAUACUGCACACUUUGACAGACUCCAACUGGUCUGCCACACCUUUUAGAGCGAAUGCAGACCCUGAGCUCAUGAACUGGUUGAAACAACAAGGAGCAGACUCGCAUGCUAUUAAAAGGUUUGCUGAAGAAGAUUAUACACUAAGUGCUGUCCUUAACGAUAUCACUAAGGAUGACCUGCGCUACCUUCAGCUGCGGGGUGGUCUUCUCUGCAGGAUUUGGAAUGCAAUAUUAAACCACCGACAAACAUCUGGCAAGACCUCUGCGCAGGUGGUUCAUGCUUUGGAAGGAGAACAUGACAUGGGAAUAAACAAAUGAGAACUGCAUUCACUACACUUCAAUUAUUAGAUGUAUAUAUACAUGUCUGUACAGUGGCCUUGCAGGUUUUGCACGGCGAUGUAGCUUGUUUGACCUUGAGUGUAACACACAGUGACUAGUACAGCUUUUAUGUCAGUGUCAAUGCACUUAAAUUAUUUCUGACAGAGUAAUGCAGAAGUCAAAUGCUUAUCACUGUAACCUAAAGCAUUAGCUGAGGAAAAAAAAACAUCUUUUCUGCAAACUGGGUACCACACACCUGAAUUGGCUUUAGCAUUGUGAAAACUCUGAACAUUAACAUGUUACAGCUCUGGCGGUUGGAGCAGGGAGGGGAUGUGCCAGAGCUUGUGGCACCUUUUCCCACAUGCCUGUAUAAAACUUUUAUAUAAACUAUUAAAGCUGCCUUCACAGAACUCCUAAGAAAAGCCUGGUGCAAUGUUUUCCUUUAGUAACGUACCUGCAGCAAACCCACAGCAUCUAAAGGGCAUUUCUGGUGGUUUGGGGAAGAAAAUGGUUCAUUAAGAAACAAAGCAAACACAUUACUAGGUAAGUGGUGUUGAAGCUUAUUUUUUUUUAACUGUACAUAACAAUCCAAAGACAAGUCGAUAAAGCAGAUACAAAGCAAUUUCAGUAAGCUGCGGCUUUAACUCCUUCUGAAACAACUUUCAGCAUGUUUA
Messenger RNA from Pezoporus occidentalis (night parrot), 5266 nucleotides. It is a transcript of the gene MAP3K15, whose product is annotated as mitogen-activated protein kinase kinase kinase 15. The record is from RefSeq and is a predicted model, not a curated record. The coding region runs from base 486 to 4592 and encodes 1368 amino acids. The transcript is spliced from 30 exons. NCBI's taxonomy places the organism in Eukaryota, Metazoa, Chordata, Aves, Psittaciformes, Psittacidae. Gene Ontology annotation, biological process: cellular response to stress; MAPK cascade; protein phosphorylation. Gene Ontology annotation, molecular function: MAP kinase kinase kinase activity; ATP binding.